Messenger RNA from Mya arenaria, 1855 nucleotides. RefSeq lists its product as uncharacterized. Gene Ontology annotation, cellular component: cytoplasm. Gene Ontology annotation, biological process: N-acylphosphatidylethanolamine metabolic process. The transcript has 3 exons. The record is from RefSeq and is a predicted model, not a curated record. Gene Ontology annotation, molecular function: A2-type glycerophospholipase activity; glycerophospholipid phospholipase A1 activity. The coding region runs from base 280 to 1701 and encodes 473 amino acids. Lineage: Eukaryota; Metazoa; Mollusca; Bivalvia; Myida; Myidae.
AUUGAAUGCAUGUCUUCGUCCAAAAUUGAGGAUUUAUUUAAUUGAUUAUUUGAUUGAUUGUUUGUUUGAUUGGUGGAUUAAUUGGAUAAUUGAUGAAUAUAUUGAUUGAUUCAUUGAUUGAUUCAUUCAUUCAUACAGAAUCAUAACAUCUGAAUAAGCCUGUAACCUGUGCUUAACAACUUGGGCUAAAGGAUUAAAAUUUAAGAGUUUCAAGUGGAGGUUUUCAUUAGGAGUGUGAUGCCUUCAACUUAAUACCAAUAUCUUGAUGAUGAAGCAUUGAUGGGUGUAAACUGCACUUCUUGCGAACAAGAAUGGCUGAGGGAAGAAUACCUGAAUCAAAGUGGGGGAGAGCGCAAUAUUUUCAAUGGAAAGAGUUUAACGGAACAGAAGAAUCCUCUAGAAAAGGAACAAGAACAGUUUCAAGUUAAAGGUUCGAGAACAAGGAUAGAAGCCGACAAUUUCUAUAUUUUAAAACCAGGAGAUCAUAUAAGUUGGCAUAGGCCAUACAUUAUAUGGCAUCAUGCUAUUGUGAUAGAGAUUGACAUAGAAAAUAAACGCAUCCACAUUAUUAGCUACAAUAUGGUUAAAUACACCACGAACACAUUUCUAGUUGUUGUGCAAUGGACAUCUUUUGAAAAGGAAUGGGGAACACUGUACAGAAUUGACUAUCCUAAAAAGGUUACCGACAAAAAUCCCCCGAAGUUGACUUUAUCUAGAGCAUGGUCGAAAAUAGGCGAAACUAAGUAUGGAUUUUUCAGUAAUAACUGUGAGUCCUAUGCAACAUUUUGCAAAACUGGAGUGAGUGACAGUUGUCAGGUCAGAUGGCUUUGGGGCAAAAUCAAAGAAACAUGUGGAAUUGCCGUUAGUCAACAGGCAAAAGGCGUGUCGAAAGCUGUAUGUUGUGGGAUGAAAGAGGCGUCUUCUAUUACUGUCGAACAGACCCUACAAUGCGCUGGAAAACUUGCAGUGGUAGAGACGGUUGGACAAGUCAGAGGUGCUUCGAAUUGGAUGGGGACUGGCAUUGUGAUAGCCAUUGAAUAUUUUUAUCUUGUACGGGGCUUGAUUAGAAUUUAUCAAAACAGGAAGAACGGAGAUCUUUCACGAAAGGAUUUUCUUGAGAGCGCGAUUCAGAGAGUUGCCGAAGCCAACGGGGCAGCUGGGUUUGCCGUUGGUGGCAGCUUUACAGGAGAAGCUCUUGGUGGAGUGGCUGGCGCUGUCAUAGGAACUGCGUUCAUGCCGGUCAGCGCUGCAAUUGGGGUGGUUAUUGGAAGUUUGAUUGGGGGAACACUUGGCGCAAUAGGGGGUAAACUGGUGGGAUCCUUGAUGGGGCCUUAUAUCGCGAAAACAUUUGUUGCUGUUAUCAAACGCGACGACAGAGCUGUCAAAAGUAUAACUGACCUUGAGCAGGGAGACCAAGUUGUGUUUUAUGGUUGGUUACUGCAUCCUAGACAUCAUGCAAUAGUUGUGGACAUAGAUCCUUCCCAGAACAAAGUGAGGGUGAUUCACAAUACAUAUGAGCAUGGGGUAAUUGAAGAAUGGGUAGACUUUAAAACUCCUCUUUACAAAGUGAUAUACGAAAGUGAUUCGAGUCGAGAACCUGAAAGUGUCGUAGAAAGUGCAAGAUCUAAACUAGGAAAUAACAACUACAACAUUGCUAUUUACAACUGCAAAGACUUUGCAAACUGGUGUAAGGAAGUGUGAAAACAUUACGCAACCUGAAAUAAUGUGCUUAACUUGAUGCAUGAACUAUUGUAAACAUGAACGUACAUGUUGUAUAAUUAUUUGAUGCUGCUGUACUUAUACAAAUACAUUUGUAUUUCUGUUACAUUUCUGUUACAUAAAAUUGAGAAAAAGA